AUGUCACAUAAUAAUCAAUAACCUGGAAUAUACUAUCUGGUUACAUGUUUUUAAGAUGAAUCAGAAGGUGGGGCUUCAAACUUGUAUUGUUAUACGUAUGUGUUGUUCAUUAAUAGUAAUAGGAACAUCUUAGAAAUAGCUUGGGCUUGGAUUAUAUUGAUUUCAGGUUCAAUCGUAUUAUUCAAAAGAUAUUAAAAACAUAAAGAUAUUACACGAUACAAUCGUAAAUAGAUUAUUGUUUCAAUAAUGGUUAUUAAUAUUUGUGGUAUGAUAUUAUAUUAAUAUUUAGCAUACCUAGCAUAUUAAUGGUCUUAUGAAAGUGCCUUAUUAUAUUUUCCAGAGUAUUACUUUUAAUACAUCUUUUUUUGUUAUACUAUUUAUUAUUUCGGAAGAAAAUCAAUAAUUCUUGGAAUGUUAAAUAUGAGAAUGGAUGUUUCAUAUUAAGAUAUUGAUCCAAUUAUUUAACUAAAAUUAUCGAAAUUAUUUUGCAUUGGAUUAUGUUCAUUUUUUACAAUAAUAUUCAUAAUGAAUUACAUUUAAUACUUCUUUGUUGUUAAUAGUGUUGGUGAUUAUGAUUUAUGUUCUGGUAGAUAAACUUAAUUUAUUUUAGCCAGCUUUUUUAAUAUAGUAACUACAGUAGGAUUCUUUAUGCAAGGUCUUUUCAUAUUAUAAGUAAAAUAAUUGUCCAGAUAAGUGUCAAAAAAUUUAAGUGCCUAAAAAUUAGAUAAUCCAAUGAUGAAAUUGAAGGAAUAGAUUCAAAAGAAUUAAUCUUCUUUAUGGAUAUUAGUGAUCUUUUGUUUUUUUGGUUCAUUUGCUAAUUUCAUGUAGAAUGUCUAUUUUGUCUCAAUGAUUGCUAAUUAUAAAAAUAAAGAUGGAUAAUUCACUUGUUGGUAUGUUAAUGUAAAACAUUAUUUAUUGAAAAGUUAAAUAGCACAAUUUGGACUAAUGGUAUAAAUGCACUUAUAGGAACAACAAUAAAAUUUUUUGAUUUCUUUUUACCUUAUUUUUUAACUGUAAAGAUCUUUUGGUACAAUUCAAAAAAGAGUGAAUAAUAAUAAUUUGUAAUAUAUAUCUUAUUAAUAUAUAUUAGGAGAUAACUAAUUCUGAUUAAAAUGAAGUAGAAGUUUAUGAAUUGCAAUUACCUAAUAAUUAAUCAUAAUAAACAUCAUCAUAACACACUUAAGAAGAAUAAUGA
Paramecium pentaurelia is the source of this 1195-nucleotide messenger RNA. The record is from the annotation of a GenBank genome assembly. NCBI's taxonomy places the organism in Eukaryota, Ciliophora, Oligohymenophorea, Peniculida, Parameciidae.